GCUGGAUGAGAAGAAACUCUCACAUCCGGUUCUGUAGUAGAGAUGGAAUAAAUAAAAAUCCAUCAACUAUAACCCCAAAAGAACCAGAUUCCGUAAACAACAUAGAGGAAGAAUGAAGGGAAUAGCUUCUCGAGGGAAUCAUAUUUGUUUCGGUAAAUAUGCGCUUCAAGCACUUGAACCCGCUUGGAUCACAUCUAGACAAAUAGAAGCUGGGCGACGGGCUAUGACACGAAAUGCACGUCGUGGAGGAAAAAUAUGGGUACGUAUAUUUCCCGAUAAACCAGUUACUGUACGACCCGCAGAAACACGUAUGGGUUCAGGAAAAGGAUCCCCUGAAUAUUGGGUUGCUGUUGUUAAACCCGGUCGGAUACUUUUUGAAAUGGGUGGAGAGUAACAAAAAAUAUUGCCAGAAAAGCUAUUUCAAUAGCAGCAUCAAAAAUGCCGAUACAAACUCAAUUCAUUAUUUCGGAGAUAGAAUAGACGAUAUAACUCUAGAACCAACCCAAAGAAUCUUAAGAAUGAAACAAAAACAAAAAAAAAAGAGGUUUCGUUUUAUGUUUGUGGACAAAAAAUAUUUCUUUUUUUCUUCGCCCUUUGCAUUGUGAAAGAAAAGAAUAAAAAAAAUGCUAUGAUUCAAUCCCAAACCCUUUUAAAUGUAGCGGAUAACAGCGGGGCUCGAAAAUUGAUGUGUAUUCGAAUAAUAGGAGCUAGCAAUCGUCGAUAUGCUUAUAUUGGUGACAUUAUUGUUGCUGUUAUCAAAGAAGCUGUACCUAACAUGCCUCUACAAAGAUCUGAAGUAGUUAGAGCCGUAAUCGUGCGUACCUCUAAAGAACUAAAACGUGGCAACGGGAUAAUAAUACGAUAUGAUGAUAAUGCCGCAGUUGUUAUUGAUAAAG
Molecule: messenger RNA, 896 nt
Organism: Cuscuta europaea
Lineage: Eukaryota; Viridiplantae; Streptophyta; Magnoliopsida; Solanales; Convolvulaceae
Source: the annotation of a GenBank genome assembly